CAUAAUCUCCUCUCCUUAGCUUGUUCGAUCCUUGCUUCUUCUUCUGCUUCUUGAUUGCUUGCUUGAUUCCUUCAUGGUAUAGUUUUCUAAUUAAUUCUUUUCACUGAUAUUUAGAAUUGAACAACUAUAUGGUUGAUGUUGUUUGCUGUGGCUGGAUUAAAACUGUUCGGACUGCUGCACCUAGCUGUGAUCCAUAGAGAAGUCACAGCGAACAGGCUGCAUCCAUCAUUUAAGAAUUUAUCAUUUCUGCAACCUUCUUGUCGUCAGUUGCUGCAUUAGCUAUUACUUUCUCCUGCUCUUUGAACGUCGUCGUCGCAUCCAGAUAUUAAAUAUGAUUCUUGUUCAAUUACAUGCCAUGGAUAAUACAAUAUACACGCACGCGCGCAGCUGAGCAACACAUCGAUAAUCAUGGACGCGUCGGCGUACAUCAAGCAGCUGCAGCAGAAGGUGGUGAGGCUGAACCAGGAGAUUGCCUGCGCGCAGGACGCCCUGAGACACAAGUCCUCCUCCUAUCCGACGGUGACCGUGGAAACCCUAGGAGUGCAGGGGUUCCUCGUCAACGUGUUCUCCGACAAGAGCUGCCCGGGGCUGCUCGUCUCCGUCCUGGAAGCCUUCGACGAGCUGGGGCUCAGCGUCCUCCAGGCCACCGCGUCCUGCGCGGCCGACUCCUUCCGCCUCGAGGCUGUGGGCGGGGAGAACGUGGUGGACAACGUGGACGAGCACGUCGUGAAGCAGGCCGUCCUGCAGGCCGUCAGGAGCUGCCCCGAGAGCGGCUGCGGCGGCGAGCACGACGACGAAGAGUCGCUAGGCUGAGCGCGCGCGUAAGCAGGCACACACGCACACGCCUCUACUUGCAUUGCAUUGGUCGUCCUCUCAUGUGUCAGCGUGCCCAGCUGGACCGCGUGUAGCUAGUCGAUCGCCGUCUGAACUCUCAGGAGACCCCUUGUUUUGCUAGCUAAUAGCAUCUCGGUUUCCCUCUCUUCCAUUUGAUUUUUUUCUUAUUUAUUUAUGCUUCUAUUUCAUCUACCUAUCGGUGGCAUGCAAUGCAAGCUGAAACAUAUAUAUAGCCGAUGAUCCGGUGAGUUCGUUCGUUCGUA
Zea mays is the source of this 1097-nucleotide messenger RNA. RefSeq lists its product as uncharacterized. NCBI's taxonomy places the organism in Eukaryota, Viridiplantae, Streptophyta, Magnoliopsida, Poales, Poaceae. Gene Ontology annotation, biological process: regulation of DNA-templated transcription. The record is from RefSeq and is a predicted model, not a curated record. The transcript has 3 exons. Gene Ontology annotation, molecular function: sequence-specific DNA binding; DNA-binding transcription factor activity. Gene Ontology annotation, cellular component: nucleus. Bases 351 to 908 code for a protein of 185 amino acids.